GCCAUUGGUGUCUGUGUCAUUACUAAUAGAGUCUUGUAAACACUCGUUAAUCACGGAAGGUCGUCGGUCUGGGGCUCCGCAAGCCAGCCUGUGGCGGGUCUUCUCCGCCUGUGCAGCCUAGUGGGAAGGAGGUGGGAAGAAAGAAGGAAGAGAAGGAGGGAGGGAGGAGACAGACCAGAGGGAGGGACCGCCUCGGAGGCAGAAGCGCGGAGAGGAGCCAGCGGAGCACCGCGGGCUGGGGCGCAGGCACCCGCCGCUCUUCACGUCCCCUCGCCCCUUCCCCUUCGCGCCCCCCGGCAGCCUCCAGCUUCCGUCCCCAGGCAGCAUGGUGAGGUCUGCUCCCGGGCUCUCGCCACCAUGUACGUGAGCUACCUCCUGGACAAGGACGUGAGCAUGUACCCUAGCUCCGUGCGCCACUCUGGCGGCCUCAACCUGGCGCCGCAGAACUUCGUCAGCCCCCCGCAGUACCCGGACUACGGCGGUUACCACGUGGCGGCCGCGGCUGCGGCGGCAGCGAACUUGGACAACGCGCAGUCCCCGGGGCCGUCCUGGCCGGCCGCGUACGGCGCCCCGCUCCGGGAGGACUGGAAUGGCUACGCGCCCGGGGGCGCCGCGGCCGCCGCUAACGCCGUGGCUCACGGCCUUAACGGGGGCUCCCCGGCCGCCGCCAUGGGCUACAGCAGCCCUGCCGACUACCACCCGCACCACCACCCGCAUCACCAUCCGCACCACCCGGCCGCCGCGCCUUCCUGCGCUUCCGGGCUGCUGCAGACGCUCAACCCGGGCCCUCCCGGGCCCGCCGCCACCACUGCCGCGGAACAGCUGUCCCCCGGCGGCCAGCGGCGGAACCUGUGCGAGUGGAUGCGGAAGCCGGCGCAGCCGUCCCUCGGCAGCCAAGUGAAAACCAGGACGAAAGACAAAUACCGAGUGGUGUACACGGACCACCAGCGGCUGGAGCUGGAGAAGGAGUUUCACUACAGUCGCUACAUCACCAUCCGGAGGAAAGCCGAGCUGGCCGCCACGCUGGGGCUCUCUGAGAGGCAGGUUAAAAUUUGGUUUCAGAACCGCAGAGCCAAGGAAAGGAAAAUCAACAAGAAGAAGUUGCAGCAACAGCAGCAGCCGCCGCAGCCGCCUCCGCCACAGCCUCCCCAGCCGCAGCCAGGUCCUCUGAGAAGUGUCCCAGAGUCCUUGAGUCCGGUGUCUUCCCUGCCUGGCUCUGUCCCUGGGGUUCUGGGGCCGACUGGGGGGGUGCUAAACCCCACCGUCACCCAGUGACCCACAGGGGUCUGCAGCGGCAGAGCAAUUCCAGGCUGAGCCAUGAGGAGCAUGGACUCUGCUAGACUCCUCAGGAGAGACCCCUCCCCUCCCACCCACCCACAGCUGGAGACCUACAAACCUGGCUCUCAGAGGAAAAACGGGAGCCAGGAGCAAGACAAGUGGGAUUUUGGGGCCUCAUGAAAUAUACUCUCCCAGAUUUUUACUUUUUGAAAGAGUCAUCUGGCUCUUUCUGCCACUGAGGAGACAGAAAGCGGCCACUGAGUUUCAUUCGGGACUGACAGAGCGUUGCCUGCACUGACCACACCAACGAGGCAAUCGGCCUCCUCCUCCCACCUCUUCCCCUCCUAGAUCUGCAGGCUGCCCCUCUGGUUGGAGCUGAGGGGAGAGAGGGACUCAGGGGAAUGGCAAGCUUGGGGCCAAGAUAGCUGCUGCCUGCUCAUGGCCAUCAGAGGUACAGCUGGGCCUCCUGCCUCCAGGCAGGCAAGGUUUAAACUGCAGAAGCCAAAGGCAGCUAAGAUAGAAAGCUGGACUGACCAAAGACUGCAGAACCCCCAGAUGGCCUGCGUCUUUUUUCUCUUCCCUUCCCAGACCAGGAAAGGCUUGGCUGGUGUAUGCACAGGGUGUGGUAUGAGGGGGUGGUUAUUGGACUCCAGGCCUGACCGGGGGCCCAAACAGGGACUUGUUUAGAGAGCCUGUCACCAGAGCUUCUCUGGGCUGAAUGUAUGUCAGUGCUAUAAAUGCCAGAGCCAACCUGGACUUCCUGUCAUUUUCACAAUCUUGGGGCUGAUGAAGAAGGGGGUGGGGGAGUUGGUGUUGUUGCUGCUGUUUGGGUUGUUGGUCUGUGUAACAUCCAAGCCAGAGUUUUUAAAGCCUUCUGGAUCCAUGGGGGCGAGAAGUGAUAUGGUGAAGGGAAGUAGGGGGGGUAUUUGAACACAGUUGAAUUUUUUCUAAAAAGAAAAAGAGAUAAAUGAGCUUUCCAGAUUUCAGAUUCUGUAUUUAUCUUCAGAUUUUGUCUGCAACUAUUUUUUUUUUUUAAGAAAUGAAAUAUCUUCUCUGCUUGCAAGUUGAUUUGGGAAAUUCAGAGAGGGAGUGGAGGUUAUCUGGACAGCCUCAUUUUACCCCAGAGCAUCAGAAGCCUGAAAGAGCAGGUUCUGAGACCUUCCCUGCCCCCAAGCCUGAGCCCAGCCUUGGAAUGCGUGGCUCUCCUAGGGGUGCCUUUGGGCGAAAUGCACAUCUGCACAGCCAGCUGCUUCCCAGCAGCCAGGAAUUAUGGGGGGUGGGGGUGAGAGGGCCCUUACAGCAUCUCACCAAAUCCACGCAGAAGCUUUUGCAAACAGCAGGCAGUUCCCUUCUGGAGGGACUCCCUCCUCUCUAAGGACACCCCAUAACUCAGCUAGUUAAAUGUGAGCAUUAAAUAAAUAAAUAAAUAAAAAAUCCCCCUACUUUCCCAAGACAGCAUUGCCAUAAAUUUAGUCUUAUGUAAAUCACUGGGCAUUUCCGUGAGCCCUUUCUGCCUCCACUCUCUCCUCUGUUCUGGAAGUUUCCUUAUCCCGGACUUCGUCCCUCUUUCCACCCAAUUACCUCCACAAACAAGAUUUCAAGACUCAAUAUAAAAUGAUCCUCUUAGUGACAGUUCCUUGUUAUCUGGCCGAUUCACUGGGGACCCGGCUGCAGCCUUUGAGAUUUUUGAUCCUGCAGGCCGCCGAGCUGAGCGUUCCCGGCAGGACCUGUGUGAGAGCGGCUUCGCCUUUGUUUCGGUCUUUCUACCAGCAUCCGAGAGCCUAAUCAGCGCGCUCAUGGAGGGGGGAAGCGCCUCAAGGGCAGCUUGGGAGGAUGAGCCGAGCAGGUAGAGACCCUCUGCAGCACCUCCCCAAUUCCGCAGCCCUUCCUGGUGGCGUUUGCAGCUCCAGGAUUGGGAAAGGGGUCCGGUGGUCCCGCCCGCGGGCGCCAGGCCUCGAAGCCAGAGGCCGGAGUGCGGGACGCGGGGGCGGGGGCUGCCGGGCGGACAAGGAAGCCAUGUCCCCGUCCGCUGGGCUAGGGGUCCCGGGUCAGGGCCGGUGUGAGCCCCGGUGCCCCGCGGGUCUCCCCGCGCCCCGGCCGCGCCCACACGCCCGCCCCCUAGCAGCAGCGGUUGCUAUGCGUUGCUGUGAAACGCCUGUCAAUAAACCCUGUUUGGACAGUGGAGCAAGACCACAUGGGCUGUUUGCUUAGUGGUCAGAGGUUCAAAAGUCGACAUUGUCCCGCUGCAAACGAUUACAAGUUCUUCCCCUUCCCGGGACUCGGUCCCCUUGCACGCGGGUCCAGGGCCAGGGAAAGGAGCUCGGCUGCUCUCUGACAUGCAAGCACCCGGCUCUCCUGGCAAGACUCCCGGGCCACGGUAAAAGGCGCAAAUCCAGGGCCCUAUCCGGCAAGCGAGGCCCCCGCGCUUCUAACGCCAACCGUGUCACCCCCGGGGCAAUACCUAUGGAGCAAGGGAUGUGGCACGAGUGGGGAGCGCGGCUCGAGGAGUUUAGGGAGGGCUGCAUAGGGGCGCCUGAGGUUAUUUGAGACCAGAUGACCUCGCAGCUCCUGGCGCCUUCAGCUCAGGGCUGGGGGCGGUGGCCUCCGAAUCCCACGCCUCCACUGGGUCCAGUAGUCCGCUCAGGCGCCAGAGGGCGCGCGCGCUCUGGGAAGAGAUGUGGCUUUGGCUGGUGGACCCGGAAAGGUUCCAGUUCAGUUGGGAGUUGCAAGCGCCUGCGCCUCUCGGGGCUCCCGCUGAGCCCAGACCCAGGCGCUGCAAGAUUUCCCCACGUUGGCCGUGGGCCUGUUUAAACUAAGUUCAAACUAAGCCAGACACGGGAUAUUCUUGGAUCUGUUGAAUGUUUAAGAAAAACAAAUUUGGCCGGGCGUGGUGGCUCACGCCUGUAAUCCAAGCACUUUGGAGGCCAAGAUGGACCGAUCACCUGAGGUUGGAAGUUCAAGACUAGCCUGACCGACAUGGUAAAACCCCAUCUUUAGAAAAAAAAAAAAAAAAAAGAAAGAAAGAAAGAAAGAAAAAGAAAGAAAAACAAAUUUAGGGGAGAGGGACUAUCUACCAUUCUAAAAGGGUCAUUUUGCACAAGGUAUUUUCUUUCUAAAAUUUACAGUAAUAUGAGCACAGUAUUAAUACAUGGUAAGACUGGGAAUUUGGGAUAAAUAUGGGAAUAAAAUAGGGAAUAAAACCUAUCGAUGUUGUGGAACUGAGGUCCAAAAAAAUAUUUAUGGGCCGGGCGCUGUGGCUGACACCUGUAAUCUAGUACUUUGGGAGGCCCAGGCGGGCAGAUCACUUGAGGUCAGGAGUUCGAAACCAGCCUGGCCAAUAUGGCGAAACCCCGUCUCUACUAAAAAUACAAAAAUUAGCCAGGCGUCGUGGCGUGCGCCUAUAAUCCUAGCUACUUGGGAGGCCGAGGCAGGAGAAUCGCUUGAACCUGGGAGGCGGAGGUUGCAGUGAGAUGACAUGGAGCCACUGCACUCCAGUCUGGGCAACAGAGAAAGACUCCUCUCAAAAACAAGGAAGCAAGCAACCAAGCAAGCAAACAAACAAAAAAGUAUUUAUGGAGAAUGAACGGCCUGAGUCUUUUCUCCCCUUUGUGAACAAUUUGUGGCUUUAUCAUAUCCAUCCAAUAAAGUUAACACGAUGGACUGUCAAUGAAAGUAACGGAUGUUUCAUUGCAAUGUGUUUCACUUCUUUCUAGUAAUAUCUAGAAAGAUGCCUACAUCAGUGAAGAAAACUAAUAUUAAAUAGCAAUCUAAAUAUACACAUAGCAAUAUUCUUGCUGUUGUUAUCCACAACCAUUCAGGAAAAAAUAAAAAAGAGAGAAAAGAAGUAGAAAUGAAAGAAGUCUCAACCACAGAAUGGCAAGAAAAGUUAUAUGUUUUUAGGGCCACCUUGCACCUCGUUUUAGAGACAGGUUGUUAUUUACCAGCUUACCCACCUUGGGAAGACCCCAGCCUCUGAGCUAUCACUUCCUCAUCUGUAACCUGAGGAGCCAGCGAGGUAAUGUAAGCCAAUGUAGCACUGUAUGCUUAUGACUAGACCCCGGUCACGAUAUGAGCUGCUUCUUGUACUGUAUUCUUCGAAGUGUUAGAGAGUCCUUACAAAGAGCUUUUGGGCAAGAUAAUUUCUGAAAUGAUAAUAGAAUAACCCCUUCCCAGAAUUUUUUUUUCUAAUGCAUUCAGCUUUGCUUACUUUGCCAAAAUUGCCUGAAGCCUGUUGUUUCUUGAUUGCCACUUCCUAAGCAUCUGCAUAAAAUCUUGAGUGGCAAGGCACAAAGUAGCAUUCCAGAUGUGGCGACCAGUUGCUGAUCUGUAUAACUUACUUGCCCUUUCAUUUACUAGAGGAGAUGUUCCCAACUAAAACAUCUAGUUUCUAAUCGUACUUAGGAGAAUCCAGAUUAGUUGAGGAUGUAGUUGAGAAUCUUCAUACAAUCCGUCAGCACACUCUAACCCAAAAGGAGCAGACAGGCAGAUACUCUAACUAGUUGGCAUUAAAAGUUUAUUUCAAGACAGUUUCCACCCCCAACACAUCAGUAUUAAUUCUGUACUCUUCGGGAGCCAUCCGGGAGGCUGCUGAGCUUUAAAUUCUCAAAGGCUUAUUCUUCCUUAGAUGUUGUUUUAAGAAAAGCGCUUUACUCUCAUCUCCAGAAUUCUACCUUACAAUAAAAUGACAGCAGCAGAUCUUGUAUGAAAUUGGUUUUGCUUUGGAGUAUAACAAAAACAUUCAUAUCUGAGUAAUGUAGAUUAAUCUGUAAAUAUUUAAAAUAAACAUUUAACUUAUCUUCUUAAUCACACUUAGACUGUACAAACUUUCAACCCCACAACUCCUACAUUCAGUCAGUUUUCCUUUGCCUUUUUUCCUUUUGCCUCCUGCUCUUCUUGGAGAGAGUGCACUAUGAUUUUAACAAAACAGGCAGAUUUUAGAGGUGGCAGUGGGGCUAGCUGUGUGACACUGGCCAGCACAGUCACCUGCUGUCUUCUUUCCUUAGCUACAAAUCAGAGGAAUACAUAUAUAAAACUAGAAAUAGUUUGUACAUAUAUAGACAUAUGUAUAAAAUAUGAUUUCCUAGAAGGUUAUGACAUCAGAUUUAGGAAUUCUCAAAUUCCAAAUAAAGAAAGUAGACUCUGUGAGUUCCAGAGAUUAUACCAACAUUUACCUUGACAUUCUUGGAGCAAUCAGUUCAGAGAAGGUGGGGGCAAGCACUUAGGUGACCUUUUGGCUCUAUGUCUCUAGUGCCCAAACAUGACAUUUGUUUUAACGACAGCUUUUCCCAAUUGGAAUUUGUCAUUAACCACAGUAGAUAUAGAUAAUAUCAUCCAGGUGGCCAGAGCCCCAAAGUUAAAUGACCAGUAAAGCAGAAUCCUGGUGAUUCUGUGCUAGAGAUCUAAUCCAUAAGCCACAACACAACCAGUUUUAAUCCAUGAAAAAGACUUCCCUGACAUGAAGUGAUUACCAAACCAUCCCUUCACACGCACAUUUACUUAAAAAUAAUAUUUAUAUCAUGUACUGGGUUUAUGUGUCCAAUAUUUUAUUGGUAAGUAAACCCCAGGCAGUUCAUGCAUUUUUAUAUUUGAGUUUUAACUUCAAAACUAAACAGGAUUUUUUUUUCUAAUUAUUCAUGCAUUAUCUCAGAACUCUGAGGAUUAACAGUCUGCUAUCAUCACACUUAGUAUCUGUAGUAUGAUGAUAGGUUUUAUGCAAAUAGAGGUUGAUAAGUUCCUCUCCAACCUCAGGGAAGCAAACAAAAACAAUGCAGAGCUUAAGUCAUUGUAGUACAAACUUACCGUGGCUUGUUAUGUGGCACUUAAAUAAUUUCAACUUAUUGAUUAGUAGAAUCAAGAACAAGGAUUACAUACUUAAACCACAGAUUAGGAGUUGUUAAAAAUGACCAGGGCAGGCUUUGUUUUCUACUCAUGAAAUACACUUUGGGUAUUGUUUUUUCACUCUGUGUACCUAUUAUAUUUAAAAAACAACAGCUACAACAAAACUUAACAGAACUAGAUUCUAUUUUCAGUUUUCACCUGGCCCUCUAAGUUCUAGACAGAAGCAGCUCAUGUCAUGAUUGGGGUCUAGUCAUAAGCGUACAAUGUGACACUGGCUUACACUACCUCAGUGGAUCCCCAGGUUACAGAUGAGGAAGCAGUAGCUCGGAGGUUGGGGCCUUCCCAAGGUCAGUAAAUUGGUAAAUAGCAACCUGUCAGACGGGCCCUAAAAAACAUAACUUUUCUUGCCAUUCUGUGGCUGAGACUUCUUUAAUUUCUCCUUGUUGCCUGUUUUGUUCCCCUGGGUGUUCGUGAAUAACAACAGCACGAUUAUUGCUGCGUGUAUAUUUCUGUGCAUUGCCAGAAACAAACAGAAAAAAGACAUAAAUAUGUCAGAACCAAAGACUACUGUCUAGUAACAAUAUAGAAAUACAGAAAACUGUAGAAAAAAUAAAAAGACUGUCUGGAAUCCACACAUAAAAAAUUAAAACAUUAUUUUUCUCUUGGACCACUUUAUUUAAAAUAACUCAUAUUUUAGAAAUCCACAUUCUUGUAUUUAUUUUCAUUCAUUCCUAUUAUCAUUUUCAUCAUAUCUAUGAAUUUUACAUAAACAUCUUUACACUUUCAGAUCGCUGUUAGUGAUAUAUUGUUUGUUAUGCACAUGGCACGUUAGACAAUGAUUCAGAUUUUGGUAACUGGAGAAUGACAGUUUUUGGGUGUGAUCACAAGUCUACAGAAAACCAACAAUUGACAUUUAUUUCUCAUUUCUACAGAGAAGUGAGAGUCUUGACAUGUCAUAAUCCAUCCAGUAUUAUGAUUGGUCCUCUUGGGUGGAUAUCUGACCGGAAUGGGAAACUAAAAAGCGGUUCAUCAAAUGAGCAUGCCACGUGAAGCUGUUCAGUGGCCACCAGACGGCGCGGCCUGACACCUGGGCAAACGCGGUCUCCCUUGGAGCCUGGUUGCGCCCUAAGGCCGGGUUCCAUCUAGUCUCCGACAAGACACUUCCUGAUUUGCCCCUCGCCAGACUCUAGCAAUUUCCCGGGUCCCCGGGAACCCGAUUUCGCCUCUGGGCUUCCAUGAUUAGUGGCGGCUGGAGCGCUGCUCCCCAACCUGGGCCCACUUUGGGGUGUGUGGAGCAGGGAGGAGGGUGGGAUCACUCUUAAUCUCGUGUCACAGCUAAAUAAUUUACUCAAGGUCUUCUCUUCCUGCCAAUUCCCUUCCCUUUUCCACUGCCCUUGACUUCCUGCUUUUGAAGCCCCGGGGAGAGAAAGGCCAAGUCUUAAUGAAAGUUAAUAUUAAUAGAGGCCCCAUGCUCCGGGCUUCUCCAACACCUCAUCUUCCCCUCGCACUUCCACCUCCUCCACGCAAGCCCCCUUUCUCGGGGAAUUCUUUCAAAACUGCAGAUGGGACUUGUACUUUGGGGUAUAUUCAGGAAACAAGGACACGUGGGCCACAUUGUGUCGAAACCACAUCCUCCUCCAGUUCCCAUCAGCGCGGAGGGUGGCAAAGGUCGAGCGUGCACACAGUAGCUGCCCCACAGAAGCCGCGCUGGCUCCAAAGCCGUCCAGAGAUAAGGGCGGGGGCGAGGCGGCAGGCUCCCCGGGAGAAAUGCCUGCAGGAAAGAACAGGCUGAACGACUACCGAGAGGCGGGGAGCAAAAUUUACCAGUGUUCAACAGAUACUUAAAAAAAGGCAGCAAACCAAUACUGUACAAAGAAUACCUAACAAUAUCAAGGUCACUGUUCCCUAAUGUGUGGGUGGAUUCAAGCCUACUGACUUACCCACAGCAAAGUCUAGUUUGGUUUGAGCUAAGGGCUUGCACAAACAAUUCCUUCCAAGAAGGUUAAAACAAUGCGGAGAUGUGUAAAGAAAAAAGUUAAUAACUUCUCCAUCCUUUCAAUUCCAUCCCUCUGUUAACAAUUUUAACACUCAUUGAAUGUCAUUUCGAGAAUUUUUCUGUGCUUACACAAAUAUGUAUCACAUUUAUACUCUUGUUCUUCCUUUUUUGCCCUUAAAAAAAACCAAAAACGACGUCACACUUCACUCUGCGACUUGCUUUUAUCAUUUAAUAAUAUAUCAUGGGCAUUUCCCCAGAUCAUUACACACAAAUCACACCAAUAUUUAAAAUGCCUAUUGCAUUAUGUAAAUAAAGAUAUAAUAGAAUGUUA
This is a messenger RNA of Callithrix jacchus (white-tufted-ear marmoset), 9443 nucleotides long. RefSeq names its product caudal type homeobox 2 (gene CDX2). Gene Ontology annotation, cellular component: nucleus. Gene Ontology annotation, biological process: embryo development; regulation of transcription by RNA polymerase II; anterior/posterior axis specification. The record is from RefSeq and is a predicted model, not a curated record. Gene Ontology annotation, molecular function: RNA polymerase II transcription regulatory region sequence-specific DNA binding; DNA-binding transcription factor activity, RNA polymerase II-specific. NCBI's taxonomy places the organism in Eukaryota, Metazoa, Chordata, Mammalia, Primates, Cebidae.